CCGGCGUCGAACGAGAGACACAGCCAGCAUGCGGUGCCAGCGACUCAAGCUCGUCUCCGCCCACGGUGACGGCGCCUUUGAUGUGGAAAGCGACUCGGGCCUUCCAGCACUCAUUCUAUCUUUUGCUUCCUCGCCGGAACGUGCAAAGACGAUGAAGCGUUUGAUGACUGUCAUGGCCGCCUGUAUGGGCGUCGCGUCCGCGGGCAUGGGCAUUUGCUACGACUCGUACGACUCGGCCAACAUGAAGACGCACUUUACGACAAUCAAGGAGCGCUUCACGGCCGUGCGCACCUUCCAGACGGACAUGGGGUCGCAGAACGCGAUCGAUGUCGCCGCCGACACGGGCUUGAGCAUUGCCGCCGGUAUUUGGCUGCUUGGCGACCGGUACGAGAAGGACCUCAAGGCCGUCAUCGACGGCUGCAAGCGCCACCCCAACACGGUCCAAGUCGUCUACGUCGGCAACGAAGAGCUCCACAACGGCUGGAACGCCGACAAGGUCAUUGACAAGGUCCUCGAGACGAAGAAGCGCCUCACCGAGGCCGGCGUCAAGGUGCGCGUCGGCACCGUCCAGAUUGAUGGCGACUUCCUCUCCAACCCCAAGCUCGUCGACGCAUGCGACGUCAUUGGUGUCAACAUCCACCCGUUCUUCAGCGGCGCGCCGUCGUCCGUGCUGACGCCGAUCACCGACUACAUGGCGCGCUGGGACGCGGUCAAAGCCAAGUUUGGCGACAAGGUGCGCAUGACCGAGUCGGGGUGGCCGACCGAGGGCGGUGAUUCUGGCCAGCACCAAGCCAACUUUCAGCGCGCCAAGGACUUCUACGGCGCCGUACUCUCGUGGCAAGCCAAAGAGAACUCGGAGACACCGUACUACUUUAUGUUCCACGACAACAAGGCCAAGGGCGGCUUUGAGGCCCACUUUGGCAUCGCGACGAGCGACGGCAAGUGGAAGUGGGACCAGCCGGGCCCGAACCCGCAGCCGCAGCCGAGCCCCAGCCCGUCCAACCAGCCUAGCCCUAGCCCGUCCAACCAGCCUAGCCCUAGCCCGUCUAACCAGCCUAGCCCGAGCCCGUCCAACCAGCCGAGCCCCAGUCCUUCGAACCAGCCAAGCACGACUCCGUCGGUGUACCCGACGCCUGGCCCGACCACUCCGACGCCUUCGUCGCAGCCCACGCCCGGCCCGACGACGCCCCGUCCUUCGUCGCAGCCGACGCCGGCCCCAACGACGCCGACGAGCCGACCGACACCAACGUCGACGCCGCAUUACUGCGAGUAAUUUUGAGCGGUCCUUCUAUAUCGUGUAAAGCCUUGAUAAACUACAUUUUGCACCUUCC
This is a messenger RNA of Saprolegnia diclina VS20, 1331 nucleotides long. RefSeq lists its product as hypothetical. The record is from RefSeq and is a predicted model, not a curated record. Lineage: Eukaryota; Oomycota; Saprolegniomycetes; Saprolegniales; Saprolegniaceae. The transcript has a single exon. Bases 29 to 1273 code for a protein of 414 amino acids.